AUGGAGGGCGACUCCAUGCCUGAUGCUGGAACAUCCCCGUCCUUGCGAUUGCAGACGACCGUUGGCGACUUCCCUGCGCCCUCUCUGUCGCCCUCUUUCAAGCUCGACGAAGGAUACUCUGAUGAGACCCGAAGUCAAGCAGAGAAGGACCCGGGCGCGGACAAUGUUAUGAUGCUCCCAAAUUGGGUGCUUGCUCAGAGCGAAGCCGGAAGAGCAGAGCUCGCGUACAGCCUCCUACGAUCCCUACGCACCUCAAGCAUCGCCGCAGUAGUCGAGCGACUCAAUCCCAUUCUUCAUAUGGACCCCGUUGCCAAACUUCCUCCUGAACUCACAUGGGAAAUUUUCUCCUACCUUGACCCCCAAACACUCUUGAACUGUUCGCUUUCGUCCCGCGCGUGGCGUGAACGAAUUCUAGACUCGGGUCUAUGGCGAUUUCUCUAUAUCAACGAAGGAUGGCGUAUGGAUGUGCGAGCGAUUCGUGCCUUUGAAAAGGAGCAGUCCGAACCCAUCUCGCCCCAGUCCCGGAAGUCUCGCCUGCGACACAACGAUCCAGACAUCGGGGAGCCUAAGCACAAAAAGCGCGUGCCUCCAACCUGGCUUUCUUCGCGAAGCACCGAAGAACAACGAGUCGCUGGGCUUAACUUUUCACCCUCAGUGGCCGACAAUGAGGGUGAUCACCACAUGACCGACGACGACCAAGCUACUCCUUCGCUGGCCGGCUCAAAUCACACCCCGCCCAACCCUUCCCUCCAAAUCCCUUCCUCGCUGUACCCGCCUGUGCGAUCGUCCCUCGUCACGCGUGCUCCUAACGGAAGUGUCAAGGUCAACUGGUCCCAUCUAUACAAGCAACGCAGGCGGCUUGAGAAGAACUGGCACCAAGGGCGAUACACCAAUUUCCAGCUUCCCGAUCCAUCCUACCCCGAGGAAGCGCAUCGAGAAUGUGUCUAUGCGAUUCAGUUCGAAGGAAGAUGGUUGGUCAGUGGGAGUCGAGACAAGACAGUCCGUGUCUGGAAUCUGGACACAAAGCGUCUAUGGCACGCUCCGCUAAUCGGUCACGCAAAGUCUGUUCUCUGUCUUCAAUUCGAUCCUAGCCCUGAGGAAGAUGUCAUCAUCUCUGGUAGCAGCGACAAAACCAUCAUCGUCUGGAAAUUCUCAACCGGUGAAAAGAUUCAUCAGAUCACCAAGGCACAUGCAGAUUCGGUCCUAAACCUGAAGUUCGAUCAUCGCUACCUGGUUACCUGCUCUAAAGACCGAACGGUCAAGGUCUGGAACCGCAAGGAGCUUUUGCCGAACGACGAAAACUACCCACGCAUCUGCCGAGGAGGUAGUGCAACUUAUCCUUCGCACAUAAUUGAUCUGACCGAUAUCGCGCCAAACAUGCUCGAGGCUAGCAUCGCCAAUGGGCAAAUCAAAGCCUUGCAACCUUAUUCGUUGCUCAUGACUGUGGAAGGGCACGGGGCUGCGGUCAAUGCGAUGCAGAUUCACGGCGAUGAGAUUGUAACUGCAUCUGGUGACCGUAUGAUCAAGGUUUGGAGCAUUCGCAAUGGUGCGUGUUUGAAGACUUUGAUGGGCCACGAGAAAGGUAUCGCGUGUGUCGAAUUCGACAGCCGAAGGAUUAUCAGUGGCAGCAAUGAUAACACAGUCCGCAUUUAUGAUCAUGUAUCUGGGGCCGAGGUAGCGUGCCUUCGCGGUCAUAGCAACCUUGUUCGCACUCUUCAAGCUGGCUUUGGCGAUCGUCCUGGGGCUGACGAAACCUUGCGAGAAGAAGCGCGAGCAGUGGAAAAUGAAUUCUACGCCGCUCAAGCGGCCGGAGAAUCCGUUGAGUUAGGUGCUAGGGAACAACGACGAACCGGCCAUCGAGUCGAUACUACAGGAUCUCGGGACCCUCGUGAUAUCAUUGCGCUCGGAGCAAAGAUCCCCCCUGGUGGUGGAGGUAGCAGCUGGGCCCGCAUCGUCUCAGGAUCCUACGAUGAGACCAUCUUGAUCUGGCACAAGGAUCGUGAUGGCAGAUGGACAAUGGCUCACCAACUACGACAAGCUGAUGCCGUUACCAACGCCGCUCGUGGGAAUCUCAGCCAAGUAGCACGGACUACUGUCGCGGCUCAGGCUCAACAGCUGCAAGCUGCACAAGUUCUGAUGACACUUCCGCAGACAGGACAAAACGGUGGAAAUAACACAGCUCAAGCCGGACCUGCAAACCAGAACAAUCAGACUGCUCACGCCAAUGCAGCUCCUCCAGUUGGAACACUCGCGCAGGCACCCUAUCCUCCCCCCGCCCACCACCAUCAUCACCACAUCCACGCACGGAGACAGCCACUUGUUCCUACUCCCACAGCCAGAGUAUUUAAACUCCAAUUCGAUGCACGAAAGAUCAUUUGCGCCAGUGUCGACCCGCGCAUUGUGGGAUGGGAUUUCGCCUGUGAUGACGAAGAACUCAUUGAGGCAUGCCCAUUCUUCCAGGGAUUAUAG
Penicillium nucicola is the source of this 2469-nucleotide messenger RNA. RefSeq names its product F-box and WD domain protein. Gene Ontology annotation, molecular function: protein binding. The transcript is spliced from 2 exons. The record is from RefSeq and is a predicted model, not a curated record. NCBI's taxonomy places the organism in Eukaryota, Fungi, Ascomycota, Eurotiomycetes, Eurotiales, Aspergillaceae. The coding region runs from base 1 to 2469 and encodes 822 amino acids.